Molecule: messenger RNA, 1620 nt
Organism: Aspergillus tanneri
Lineage: Eukaryota; Fungi; Ascomycota; Eurotiomycetes; Eurotiales; Aspergillaceae
Product: putative carboxylesterase
Exons: 4
Coding region: 1-1620 (539 amino acids)
Source: RefSeq, a predicted model, not a curated record
AUGCACCGACAUCCAUGCGUGAAGUCCCUCUCCCAUCGGGGCUUUAUUCAAGGUAUCACCCUCUUCGAUCAAUCAACCGAUACUGCCCUUUGUCAUUAUUUCGGCGGCCUCCGCUAUGCUCUCCCUCCCUCCAGGCGGUGGCGAAAGGCUCAGAAGCUCCCGUCGAAUUUUACCUAUGGCACCAAAGACAAACCGUGUCCCUGUACGGGGACCUCGGGAGUUUGCCCGCAGCCCAGCUUCUUGAAUCUCUCUGUUGAAAGCAUCUGGUCGGAAGAUUGCUUCCAGUGCAAUGUUUGGGUGCCAGCCGGCGAGCCCCCCAAGGACGGGUGGCCGGUGCUCAUUUUCAUUCAUGGCGGUUUCCUCCAGUUCGGAACCCCAAACACCUUCUCCGCCACUAACCUAUUAGGUGAGGCGGGCUUAGACGCGAUCAUUGUUAUGCCUGCCUAUCGUCUAGGCGUCUUCGGCUUUCUCUACUCAUCGGAGCUCCAGAACGAUGCCGCAUCUGUCGGUGAGCCGGUUGGGAACCAAGGCUUCUGGGAUCAGCGUCUCGCCCUGGAAUGGACCAAGGACAACGUCUCCCUUUUUGGAGGCAACCCAUCACAGAUCACCAUUUCCGGGUAUUCUGCGGGUGCAUACUCUGUCUUCUAUCAGCUAGCCUAUGAUGUCCAUCUCCCAGACGACAAGGCCAUUGUCAAACAAGCCUGCAUCUGGUCGAAUGGGCCUGCGACUCAGCCCAAAAGCCCAGCCGCUGCCCAGGUCCAAUUCAACCAGAUUCUUUCUGCGCUGAACAUCCCCGUGGCUCUUCCUUGGGCGGAGAAGCUGUUUCGACUCCGUUCUGUCACCAGUCAAGACCUUAUCUCCGCGGCAGUAGGCGUGGACCUCAAUCAAUUCCGUCCCACCUCGGACUCUGUCUUCAUCCCAAACUCCCUCUUCAAGUCAUUCGACAAUGGCAACUUCGGCCGUCGGGUUGCCGCACGCAGCAUCCGCAUCAUGCUGGGUGAAUGUCAGGACGAGAGGUUUCUAUAUGCCACCUGGUUCCCUCCUCACAAGGGCCUCUUGUCCCUGCACAAACGUCUCCUGGCGGACUACCCCCGUCCGAUCGUGGACACUUUGAUGAAGCUCUAUUACCCGGAGGGAAAGCUUCCCUCCGACUGCCAAGACUGGCACAACGACGCCUUCGGUCGUGUGUACGCUGACAUGCAAGUCCACAAUACACAACGAGGACUCGUCCACUCGCUAGCUCUGGGUGGCGCCGCCCAUCUCCUCUACCGGUACCGCAUCGAAUAUCGUCUUAAGUGCGCGGAUAAAUCCAUCCCACCUGACUGGGGCGUCACCCACGCCACGGACCAGUACAUUUGGUUCUGGGGGAAUGGAGAGACUAUUGAGCCUCGAGAAAAGCUCAUUAUUAAGCGCGGUUUGAUUGACCCAUGGAUCAAAUUCGUGCAUGGUGAACCGGACAUUGACUGGGGCACUCGGAACCAUUGGGAAAUAAGGACACUCAAGCCAGACGGGUCGGUUCAAAUUUGGCAGGAUGGAUUCUGGGAGGAAGCCAUGCGGGUCUGGAAGGCACUGCGAGAGGUGGGAGAGUCGGAUGAAAUUGUGGAAGAGGCAAAACUGUAG